Linepithema humile (Argentine ant) is the source of this 4608-nucleotide messenger RNA. RefSeq names its product RNA-binding protein squid. Gene Ontology annotation, biological process: regulation of gene expression. NCBI's taxonomy places the organism in Eukaryota, Metazoa, Arthropoda, Insecta, Hymenoptera, Formicidae. The record is from RefSeq and is a predicted model, not a curated record. Gene Ontology annotation, molecular function: RNA binding. Gene Ontology annotation, cellular component: nucleoplasm; chromatin.
CGCGCAAUGCUUCUCGACGGAAAUUAUUGCUCUUGGAAAGCCGGCACAUAACCGGUGCACACAACAGCUAGUCAGAUCCGAAGAAGAUUCGCGCCGUGCAUUUAGCCAGACGCUCCGAAAUUAUCUACAGUGCACAAAAGCGAGCUGGCGUUUCUCCUGUACUCUAAUUUGACUAUCUAAAAAGAAACGGAAGCGUUUUGCGCGGUUGGCAGUUGGUAUCGGAAAUCCUAACGAACGACAUUGACGGAGACCGCGUGAGUUCACGAUGGCGGCAGUCAUGGACUUUCAAGCUCAAGGCGACACGCAGAACGAUGCGGAACAAAGCAACAUGCAUUCACAUCAUAACGAUAUUAAAGCUAAUCAAGGUAAAGAACUGCAAAACCAACAGCAAUCUCAACGGGCGGAAGAUCACCAGCAGCAGCAUCAAGCUACUGCCGGUAUUCCCGGCAAGGAUGACGAGCGCAAACUCUUUAUCGGCGGACUGUCUCGUAAUACCACCGACAAGGAGCUGCGUGAUCAUUUCGGCAAGUUUGGCGAGAUCGAGAGUAUUUCCGUAAAGGUCGACCCUCACACUGGUAUUUCACGUGGGUUUGCGUUCAUGGUAUUCACCAACCCCAAGACCAUCGACAAGCUCCUCGCGUCUGGCGAGCAUUACAUCAAUAAGCGAAAGGUGGAUCCAAAAAGAGUCAGCAAGAAACCUCAGCAUGGUAAAAUCUUCGUGGGUGGUCUUACACCUGACAUUACGGAUGAAGAUAUUAAAAAUUAUUUUGGACAAUAUGGGACUAUUGUUGAGCUCCAAGCACCUUUUGACAAGGUCAAAAAUCAAAGAAAGGGUUUCUGCUUUAUCACGUUUGACUCUAAGGAAGUCGUAUAUAAGUUAUUGAAAACGCCUAAGCAGACCAUAAACGGUAAAGAGGUGGACGUGAAGAAGGUCAAGGUUAAUCCAGAUCCAAGAAAUCAAGGCUUUUGGAUGCCCGGUUACGGAUAUGGUUAUGGUGGUGGCUAUGGCUAUAUUCCUGAUUACAAUGGUUAUCACGGCGGAUAUGAUGAUAUGUAUGCAAACUACGAUUAUGCCGGAUACGAUGGCUACGAUAAUAUGGGAUAUGGACCCAAGCCGCGAGGAAACGGUCCAGGGCCGCGUCAAUUUCAAAGACAUCAACCAUAUUAAGUGAGAGAGAAAGAGGUACAUAACCAUCCUUUAAAUCGAUAUCAAAUUUGGUGAUAAUAUGACAGAUACAUAGCUCUAGUAAGAAUUAGAACAAUAUUUCAUCUACAAAUACAGUUUGAGACUGAAUCAGGGAUUUUUGGGAGAGAAAAGAAAAUAGAGUUGCAAACAGUUUGCUGUUUCAGCUUUAGAAAACUCCGAAUUUCCCAAGUUUAGUACAUCUGUUGUAACAACACUGAGGACUUUAUGUACAUCCAUUAAGUGGAAAUCAAUUGUUCUUUGAAGCAGAUGAUCAAUGUAAAAUGACGAAUUGCUGGAAAUCAUCUUUUUGUCUUUUUCUCUGUAAAAGCGUGCUUUUUACUGUACGAUGAUUUUUAUCGUGUAGAAUAUUUCGAGGGUAAAAUGCGCGUCUCGCAUUUUCUUCCACAGUAACAGAGCUACGAGCUAUAGAAGCGACAGAGAUAAUGACAUAAUCAUACAGAGCCUUUACCCAAUUUGAUGAACUUUGCUCUAUUUCUACAAAGUGGAGUAAAGCUUAUAUAUAAUGUGAAACGAUAGCAGCAUGAUACAAUACGAGAUGAGUGUAAAGUUUAUGGGAAAAGCUUCAAUUUCAAUUAUAUAUUAUAAUAUUAUUCAUUCGUGUCAGCCUUUAUUUGUUCUUUAUUCAUAAUUUGCAACGAUUAAUAUGUAUGUAUAUCUCAUAUAUUGGGUUGUUCGGAAAAUUUGUGCCAUAGUUCGAGAAGUUUGCUGAAAAAAAGUUUUAGAAAAAGAUCUAAUACUGUUCAAAUAAUCUGCAUAUUAAAAAAAUUCAUUUAUUAUAACGUUGAUUUGACUCUGAUUUACUUAUUUCCCAGAGUUUAAGUUUUGGUAAGAUGGCGUCCUCGUAAAAUUUCUUCUAUAAGUAUUAUGAAAUAAAAGUAUAUAUACCUGAAUAAAUAUAAAAAUAUAAUUUUUACAUCUUUUUUUUUUUAUUGUAAAAUUGAUGCAAACUUUUUGAACAACUCAAUACUUUGGCACUCUAUCUACUUUAAUCAAGUUCAACUAUCACCAGUACUUUAUCUUAGUACUCUCUUAUUUUUUAUUAGGAAUUUAAGUUUCAUUAUGCAAGUAUUUCUUUAUUAUACUCUUGGUGUUAUUUCUGAUACUAUAUAUGGAAAUUUGAUGAUAAGUAUGUAUUGUAUCUUUAAUUAUCAUUAUUGGAUAAUCUUGUUUUUUGCAACCGCAAUCCGGCUAUAUAACAUAUAAACAAAAAAUUGAUAUUAAAGGACCAACAGCUCGUUACUAGGAUGGAAAAAAUAUAUUUCUUCCUUAUUCAUCAGUCAUAUAACAGUCAAAUAACACUAUAUUACCUUAUUCUCUCUUGUUUAUAAUUUAGCGAUAAGACUUAAGCCAUAUAACAUUUGUACAUAUACGUCGUAUGUAUGUAUGUUCAAAGUACAUACAUACGUACAUGUAUGCAUGCGUAUAUCGCCUGAAAUAGAUUAGUAUUUAAAAAAAAUAUUAAAAAAAGUAAAAAAAAAUAGAAAAAGGGAUAUAAUUAAAAUAUGAAUGUCCUGGGUAUAUGCAUGAAGUGCACACAAACGAUGAAUCUAGCUGAAAUACUGUGGAUGAAACAAUAUACCUGUAGUAACAAGGAAAGAAAAACAUUGCAGUAUAAUCAUAGUUCACACAAUAUUUACGCAGCAUCUUAUCAUACUGUCAACAUCCUGAACGUGUCAUUGUAAAAUAUGUAUUGCCAUAGUUAAUCGUCUGGCAACUAAUUUAAAUUCAAUGAGAUAGAUGAAAUCUGUCUCGAAGCAAAGUUCUAUUACUAAGUAAAGACGAUUUACAUUUCGUCUGUAUGUUCGCUCUGUAUAAAAAAGGAAAGAUACGAAUAUGACGAAAAUAAUGGUUAUGUAUUUCAAAUUCAAUGGAAAAAAGCGCAUAAAACUGAUUGACGUACUCUAUUUCAUGAGUGAGAGAAUGACCUCGAUUAUCAACCGUCAGAUUAUAUCAGCAAAAUCUUUCGUAGUCAGUUAUAUGUAUAUGUUUUCGGGCAUAAUGAAAAUUUUAUAAAAAUGCAGAAAUUUGUUAAGAGAACGCCUAGAAAAUUUGUAAUAGUAUCGCCUCUGUUUUCUACUUUGAAAUAAUAUACAAAUAUUAUCAUAUUUCGAUUCGAUUCGAUUCGAUCGGACAUCCUUUAUAAUCGUGAUCUGAUGAUAAACAGUUUUGAGAAUCGCGAUAUAAUUCAGAGAAAUGUAGGCUCUCAAAUUCACCAGCGAUAGUUUUCACAAAUUGAAAUUAAAUAAAUUUGUGGGUAGGAGAGUUAUAAGUUCUAAGAAACUUAUUUAGCAAAAAUCUCCGACCUAAUAAUACAUUUUGUUCCAGGAAAUCGUUCAUCUCUCGUUUCGCAAUUUAGAUCGCAAGCUUUCACAGUAACAUCACGUGAUAAACAGUGAUGAAUUCAUUCCAAUACAUUAAUAUCGACGCAAAUUUAUGAAAUUGUGCACAUGAGCUUACUGAGUUAAAGAAACGCUCCUUCUAUUAGCCAUAUGUAUCGGCUGCUGAAUGUUACAUUAGGCAACUUCUAUUUUCGUCUCGCUUUACUCGGAGUAAUCGGAAUGUUUAAGACGGCAAACGAUCACAGGUGAUAAACAGUCUAGGCUAUUUUAACAUUUCUUUCGCAUUUCUAUCGAAUAGCAGUUCCUGUUCAUCGAGUACGAAGACUGCUCUUUAUAUCGCGAAAAGACUGUUAAUAAGUGAUGAUACAGGCUCUAGAAAAUCUUAACAAUUAAUAGAACUUGCGAUUUCGACUCCUGAUAUGAAAGAACAAAGUAAUAAAGAAAAGUAACAUAAUUGGGGAGUUGGAUACAAUAACAUCAUUAGAUUUUUCCUUAUACUAUAAACUUGAAUAUGUGUAAUAAUAAGUAAAAUUUAUUCCUUCGUUUGCUCUUCCCUUUCAAAUUAUUGAAAUUUUUUAAGCUUUAAGCUUCUUUUUCUUAGAACUAUGUAAAGCUAUUUAUGCUGUUUUUGCAUCCAACUCUUUAGUUGUAGAGAAUGUAGAUAAGAUAUAAUGGGACUACAUUUAGAUACAUCGAAAUUAUAUUGUAUACAAGGCUGAAAAAGCUUUAAACAUUCAAAAAAGUUUUUCUCAGACGUCGCAAAGGCAUCAACGGUUUGGCUUAAUGCGAUUGAGCGAAAGUUAAUGUGAAAUAAUUCUCUUUGAGACAUCUUUAAGCCAAGCUAACUAAUGUCUUUGAAAUUAAAUCUGUAUACUGUGUAUACCAUAUAUUUGCUGCGUGUGAAAAUAUAUAUUGAAAACAGAGAAAACAGAGAAUGAAAAAAAAAAUUAAAGGAAACGAUACAGAUAUUUUGUUACUAUUAAUUACUAUUCGCCUGUUUCACCCAUGACACAGUGUAUAUUUUAAUUAUAGCAAAAAAAUAAACUCUAAUUAUUUCAAAUA